Molecule: messenger RNA, 1686 nt
Organism: Miscanthus lutarioriparius
Lineage: Eukaryota; Viridiplantae; Streptophyta; Magnoliopsida; Poales; Poaceae
Source: the annotation of a GenBank genome assembly
AUGACCGCAGAGUUGUACGAGGACCACCACGGCAGGCGCGACAGCUACUGCAAGGUGAGGCCGUUGGAGGCCUACGUGCUGCCCUACCAUAACGACUCCUCAACGACGUGCCAGUCCUCCUACUCGCAGCCGCAGCCGCCCCAAGAAGCGCCGCCUUCGUCCGCGCCCGCGCCCCCAGGGCUGCCGCCUCAGUACAAUGCCACCACGGGCGGCGGCAACGCGUCGUCGCCCGAGGUGGCCUUCGUUGGCCUCGACGAAUUCCGCAGCCGCAUCAUGCAGGGCAAGGCGGAGAACGACACCGGCCGGCCCCGGCCCACGGACGGUGGUGCCGCGCACCGCCUGGAGCCCAACGGCGCCGAGUACAACUACGCCGCGGCGUCCAAGGGCGCCAAGGUGCUCGCGCACAACAAGGAGGCCAAGGGCGCCUCCAACAUCCUCGGCGGCGACAAGGACAAGUACCUGCGCAACCCGUGCUCUGCCGACGACAAGUUCGUCGUCGUCGAGCUCUCGGAGGAGACUCUCGUCGACACCGUCGCGCUGGCCAACCUGGAGCACUACUCCUCCAACUUCAGGGACUUCGAGGUGUACGGCAGCAUGAGCUACCCGACGGAGGCGUGGGAGCUGCUGGGACGGUUCACCGCCGAGAACGCCAAGCACGCGCAGCGCUUCGUGCUGCCGGACCCCAGGUGGACGCGCUACCUCCGCCUGCGCCUCGUCAGCCACUACGGCUCCGGAUUCUACUGCAUCCUCAGUUACCUCGAGAUCUACGGCGUCGACGCCGUCGAGCGGAUGCUGCAGGACUUCAUCGCUGGCGCCGGCGCCGGUGCCGAGGCCGACGCAUCCAGCAGGGACCGCGCCUCCAUCGACUUGGCCAGCCGGGACGCCGACGGCAACGACACCACCGCUCAGCAGGCGCGCCAGGUCCACGCCAAGCUGGAUGGCAACGGCGGCGCUGGGACUGGGAGGAACGACACCAGCAGCACCGCCGGCGACGCCAAGAACAACGGCUCCAGGAGCGGCGACGCGAAGCUGCCGCCGCAGGGAAAGGAGGCCAAGCCCCCGCAGGUGGCGGCGCCGGGGUCGUCGACGGGGCGGAUCCACAGCGACGGCGUGCUAAAGAUCCUGAUGCAAAAGAUGCGGUCGCUGGAGCUGAGCCUGUCGACGCUGGAGGAGUACACGAGGGAGCUGAACCAGCGGUACGGCGCCAAGCUGCCGGACCUGCAGAACGGGCUCUCGCAGACGGCCAUGGCGCUGGAGAAGAUGAAGGCCGACGUGCACGACCUCGUCGACUGGAAGGACAGCGUGGCCAAGGACGUGGACGAGCUCAAGGCCUGGAAAUCGACCGUCUCCGGCAAGCUGGACGACCUGAUCAAGGAGAACCAGGAGAUGAGGCAAGUGGAGCGUCGAGGAGAUGCGGGGCGUGCAGGAAACGCUGCAGAACAAGGAGCUGGCGGUGCUGUCCAUCAGCCUCUUCUUCGCGUGCCUGGCGCUCUUCAAGCUGGCGUGCGACCGCAUGCUCUGCCUCUUGGCCGGCAAGGGCAGCAGGGAGGAACCCGACGCGGAGGAGCACGCAAGGAGCAGCAGGGCGUGGAUGCUCGUGCUCGCCAGCAGCAGCUUCACCACCCUCAUCGUCCUGCUCUACAAUUGAAACUAUACCACCUUCAUCGUGCUGCUCUCUACAACUGA